This is a messenger RNA of Gymnogyps californianus (California condor), 2554 nucleotides long. It is a transcript of the gene TIGD5, whose product is annotated as tigger transposable element derived 5. The transcript has a single exon. The record is from RefSeq and is a predicted model, not a curated record. Lineage: Eukaryota; Metazoa; Chordata; Aves; Accipitriformes; Cathartidae. The coding region runs from base 47 to 1747 and encodes 566 amino acids. Gene Ontology annotation, cellular component: nucleus. Gene Ontology annotation, molecular function: DNA binding.
CAACAACAACAGCGGCAGCAGCGCAGCCGGGGGGGUGUCGGUGAAGAUGGCGCUGCGACGGGCCUACUCCAUCAAGGACAAGCUACAGGCCAUCGAGCGGGUGAAGAAGGGCGAGCGACAGGCGUCGGUGUGCCGGGCCUUUGGGGUGCCGGGGGGUACGCUGAGGGGCUGGCUGAAGGACGAGGCCAAGCUACGGUGGUUCCUGGAGCAGCUGGGGGGUGAGGUGGGCACCCAACGCAAGAAGAUGCGCCUGGCCAACGAGGAGGAGAUCGACCGCGCCGUCUACGCCUGGUUCCUCGCCCUCCGCCAGCAUGGCGUCCCCCUCUCCGGGCCCCUCAUCCAGGCCCAGGCCGAGGCCUUCGCCCGGCAGAUCUACGGUCCCGAGUGUACCUUCAAGGCCAGCCACGGUUGGUUCUGGCGCUGGCAGAAGCGUCAUGGCAUCUCCAGCCAGCGUAUCUAUGGCGAGGGCGGCCUCCCCACCGAGCCCGAGCGGGCUCCCGCCGCCUGCCCCGAGGCCCUGCCUGUGCCAGCCGCCGACGCCGGGGGCUACGGCGAUGAGCAGAUCUACAACGCCAACGUCACCGGGCUCUACUGGAAGCUGCUGCCGGGGCAGACCGGCGGGGCAACGGCGGCAGCACGGCGGCGACUGGCUCCCCGCGAGCGGGUCACCGUGCUGCUGGCCGCCAAUUUGACCGGCUCCCACAAGCUCAAGCCGCUGGUGGUCGGGGGCCUUCGCGAUCCCCCCAGCCUCCGCCAUCACAACCAGGACAAAUUCCCCGCUUGCUACCGCUACAGCCCAGAGGCCAGGCUGGGGCCGGCCCUUCUCCGGGCUUGGUUCUUUGAGGACUUCGUGCCGGGUGUCAAACGCUACCUGCGCCGGAGCUGCCUGCAGCAGAAGGCCGUGCUGCUGCUCAGCUCCCCGCCACCCCCCUCUGGGACAGGCCCCGACGAGUCCCCCCCACUGCAGACGCCCGACGGCUCCAUCCGUGCCCUCUUCCUCUCCAAAGGCCCUGCUGGGAGUGGCUCGACCGGAGGGGGAGGCCGAAUCCCGGCCCCGCUGGAGCAGGGGGUGGUGUCCGCUUUCAAGCAGCUCUACAAGCGGGAACUGCUGCGCCUGGCCGUCUCAUGUGCAGCCGGCGGCGGCUCGGGUGGCCCCAUGGACUUUGUGCGGUCCUUCCUCCUCAAGGACAUGUUGUACCUGGCCGGCCUCUCCUGGGACCUCAUCCCCCCCGGCUCCAUCGAGAAGUGCUGGCUGUUGGGGCUGCGCGCCGCCUUCGAGCCCCAGCCCGGGGAGGAAGAGCAUGGAGACCCCCAGCAUGGGGAGGAAGGCAGCGGGGACAGCAAAGUCUUUAGCGAUCUGACCCACCUAGCUGCGUUGGCCUACAAGCGCUUGGCUCCCGAGGAGGUGGCCGACUGGUUGCACUUGGACGAUGCGGCCCCGGGUACGGAGGAGGACGAUGGGGAAGAGGACGCUGAGGAGGAAGGCCCCGGGGGCUGCGGGGCAGAGGAGGAUGAGGAGGAGGAGGAGGAGGAGGCAGCUGCCAGAGAUGAGGGUGGCAGAAGGGGUGGUGAAGGAGGGGAUGCCUUGCUGCCCACGGCUCGGGAAGCCAUCAAAGGUCUGGAGACGGCGCUGCGCUGGCUGGAGGGUCAGGACCCCCGGCAAGUGGGGCCGCUGAAGCUGGUGCAGCUCCGCUCCCUCAUCAGCAUGGCCCAGCGGCUGCACCGCGGCGGCAGCCCCCAUUCCUAGGGCAGGGUGAACUGCGGACCUGUCGGCUACCAACCGCUCCGCUUGGGGUGGGGGGCACAGGGCUGGGGACACCCCAGUUGUCCCACAGGGCUGGCGGUGGAGGUGCCAGCUCCCCUCACCCCUCCGUCGCGGGCAAUCCCCAGGGCUCAGGAGGCUCGAACGCCCCUGGGUUACCACGGCUAAGGUGGGGUUACAAUUUAGGGCUAACGGGGGUUUUUGUGCAACAACUCCUCCGUACGUUGCGUAUUCGAGGGUUGUUCCUCACCCUAAGUAUAUUUAGGAGGUGCUAUUUUUUAAAUUCCAUGAGACUGAGCAGGGGUGGCCCCUUGGUCACUGGCACCGCUAGAAGGGGGUGGAUGCCCCCCACGCUGCCCGGUCCCCCCAACCCGGUGGGGAGAAGGGGCGAGGGAGAGACCUGCUCGGCGUCACCGCGAGGAGCUGGGAUGAUGGGGGAAGUUACACGAAUUAAUUCCCCACAUCUUGGAGCAGGGCUGAGGUGGGCACAGCCAGCUGGACAGGGACCCACUCCUGGGGUGCUGUAAGGCAAACGUCCUGCCCUGGAAGAGGCUGGUGAUGCCCUUCCCGCUGCCAAAACGGAGUCCUCUUAAACUGGGGAGGCUUGGGGCUGGUUUAAGGCAACUUUCUUCAUGCACUGGAUUGGGACAGGGACACUUGGGUGGCAUUCAAGACGCUGCGGCUGCCUGGAGAGGGUCAGCUCCAUCAUUCCCAUGACAGCCCCGCGCCUGGAAACGCCCAGACUACGGAGACCUGCUGAAACAGGUACCGUCAUCCUCGCAUCCUCACGAA